GUGAAAGUGGAAGCAUAURUAGUCAAAAACUAUGCCUUGGAGAGUUGUAAKACGUGUUUUUGUAAAGAAUUGUACAUGCCUGGAGACGAAGAAGAAGUAGCUAUUUUAACAUGGCUUCUCGUCGUGAUCUGAGCUUUGAUGGCAAACUAUUCUUUCUUUAUGAUCGUGAAGCUGUUACAGAUGAAUCAGAUCCACCAGAGAAUGCCAUCAUUUAUUUUUAUCCAGCCUCAGCUAGCAUUGAGAGUCGUGUCAGCAUAUGUGGGCAACUUGUUGGCAUGACAAACUUUCUAUCAUCAGUCCUGGACUUUGCUCCAGUUAUGGUAAAUUUGAAGAGUGAAAAAGUUGCACUUUAUCAUGCAGGACAGUAUACCCUGGGUCUUGGAGGAAGUAUGACUGAACCCGAUACAUUGCUGGUUAAACGGYUAAAGACUCUGUUUGACAUUUUUGUUUUUUAUCACGGUUCCCUUGACAUUGUACGUCAGUUAUCAAGAGAUCAUGUAUCAUUCUUGUCAAACAUGUCAAUCAUCUGGGAUUGCUAUAUACACUUUAUUCGUCACUAUGGAGACACACUUCCAGCAGUAUUUAAUCCUUUACCAUUCUUUAAAGCUCCUAAGAAUUCAUCUCAAAGAUGUUUCCUCAAAGCCUCUCAUAUCCUUCAAGCUUCUCAGCGUCGUCAGCAUAUUCUUGGCGGCUGUAUACUUCAUCAAAAAAGUGUUUUGUGUACACAAUUAGAAACAAGUAUCACGAAGAGACUCUUGCUGUUAAAACCAAAUCAAUCUCAUCACCCUGGCAAACAAGUUAAAACAGAAAUAAAACUUCCGUUUGGAGUACGUUUUCUUGAUUCGUUUUUGACUUGCUGUGAGUUUGAUCGAUUAAUAAAAGCACUUGAAAAGUCACCCUAUCAUAACAGCUUUACAAGCGAUAAACCCCACCUAGCACGUUACAAAUAUCAGUAUCAAAAAUCUAGAGACAAAUCAAAACCUGGACGUUCUAAGAAAAAUAAAGAWGAAAAGAAACAUACUGGWAAGCAUGAKGYACAGAAGGARAAGCAACAUGUCUCCCAACCUGUGCCAAAACAAGCCGCGACUUCUACAAGUGAACUGAACACAUCAGUCAAAGAAAUUGGAAGUUUAUCAAACUUAAAUGAACCAAUGGAUGAUAGUGUAAUGCAUUCAAAAUGCAAGGAAAGUGAAAUGGAUGYUGUUGACUGUAAGUCAAAUACCAAGGGUGUCUUGGACAAGUCUKYACUUGGAAAUGGAUACAAUGAUAACGAUGGCAUACCAGCUCUGAAUGGAGGAUUAGAUGAUACUGGACGUCUUCUGAAUGGGGACGUAGAUCAUAGUGCAUUUGUUCUAAAUUGGGACAUACAUGAAGGUCAAGGUSUGCCUUCUCUGAAUAAGGACAUAAAUAACACACCUGWACAAAAYAGGGACACAAAUGACGGUGUACCUGCUGUGGGAAUGGACAUAAAUGACAGUGUGCCUACUCGGAAUAGGGACAUAAGUGACAGUGUACCUGCACAAAAUAGGGACACAAAUGACGGUGUACCUGCUCUGAGAAUGGACAUAAAUGACAUUGCAUCUCCUAUGGAUGGAGACAUGCAUGCAAGUGACAAUGUGCGUGCUCUGAAAAAGGACGUAAGUGACAUUGUACCUGCUCGAGAUGGGGACAUAAAUGAUAGUGCACCUGCUUUGAAAAAGGGCAUUAGCGACUGCGUGCCUACUCCAAAUAUAAAUGGCAUUGAACCUSCACWGAACGAGGWCAUAAGUGACAGYGUGCCUGCUCAAAAUGAGGACAUAAAUGACGGUGAAMCUGUUCMAAAURGGGAMAUAAAUAACACUGAACCUGUUCAAAAUGGGGGCCUAAGUGACUGCGCGCCUGCUCAAAAUGGAGACAUAAAUAACUGUGAACCUGCUGCUGUGAARAAGAAAAUAAGUGACGAUGUAAAUGAUAGUGAUAUUUGUGACAGUUUUGUAAAUUAUAUGAGCACAUUUCCAGAUGAUCACGAAUUAACAAUGGAUGAAAUAAACAUCUUAGGACUACGCAUCUACACUGGUCUUUCAAAGGACGCACCUUUUCAAGACWUUCUUGAUCCUCAAACAGAUGAGAUUUGUAAAGAACUACUUAAUUCACUCAUUGACCGAGUCAUCUGUGAAUGCAACGAAGCAAAUUGUGAUUUCCCAGUUGAAAGGGAACUGAAUGACACAUCAAUAGAGAAAGUUGUAGAGGCUAAUGACGACCUGAACUGUAACAUUUUAACCAAUAWUGGUGACUGUGACAAUAAUAAAGGUCRUGAGGAGAGCAGUACUCAACUGUCUAGUSGUCUUGAUACAAUUGUCMCUAGUGAAAUUAAUGAAGAUGAUUGUUGCUGUGACGUUGCCAUAGAUACCUCUGCAAGAAGUMGUCAGUCKGACUCAUCAACAGCAAUUCUCACUGGUCCRCCUACKACCUCCCCCUCUACCCUCCCCCAGGAGUUAGUUAGCAGUCCUGUAGAAGAGUUUCAUGAUACCGUGGAAGACCUCGAAAAUGAAGAGGAAAUAACAUUAACUGAAAAAACUGUUGAUGCMUUUUUACAGAGUUAUCGUGACUUAAAAGCUCACGAUCUCGGGGCUAGCAAGUACUCMGCUUUAAAUCUUAACCAACCUGAUGAUAAGAAGGUUGAAAAAAGCUUUUUCAAAGACUUGGUUCAAACUGAUCUUAAUGCAGCUGUUGGUAAGGGCUCAAAAGCGGAACAGAGUGACUCWGCACGCGAAUCAGAGGGUGGGUUGUCUAUAGGAAGUGGUCGAGAAUCUAGUUUGUCAUCAAAAUCGCCUAACCCUGGAUGCCCAGGGAAUUGUCCAAAUACACCAGGAGACUCUGGACUCUGCUUGUAUCAUGGUUCGUCUGAAGGCUCACUAUCUCAAACAGAUGUUGUGAGUAAGGCUAAAAGUCCUGCCUUGCAACGAGAGAAUUCUGAAUAUAGUGAACAUAGCCUAUGUUCUUCAUAUGUGACUGUUGAUUUUGAAUCGAGUACAGAUACAGUUAGAGAAAAGCAAGAGGAWCAAGCAGAAUAUGUUGAUGACUUCGAUGAAAGUUUAUAUCAGAUUGAUGGCCUGGUCCAUGUAAACCUUUUUGUACAAGCUCACUCCAACACAGUGUUAAUACUUCUUGCUGAAGAYAGUUUAAGUGAAGAUCAGGAGACAAUCAAAGCAUUGUGGAAGACAACGUUGAAUGAGUUGGGUGAAUUGGAGGUUCAUUUGAAUCAAUGUUCUGAAACUGGCCCUGAAACCACUGAAAAACCCGAUGAUUAUAGUUAUGUAGUGUAUGAUGCAAUCAGCAGUACCACUGAAGGAAACCUGACUGAACCUGUUGAACAAGCAGACUUUACGUUUUGUGGCACUGCAAAAACAGUUCACGAACAAUUCAACAACUGCUCAUCGUUAAAAUCGGUCACAUUGAGGUACGACUGUACAAAGGAUAACUCGGCGGCAGUGCAUUGCCAAAGAAGCCUUGGACAAGAGGUAUAUUUGCACAAAAAAGGAGCAUUAAAGCCGUUUCGUGGUAGCCCGUCUAUCCGAGAUUCAGCUUUCAUUUUGGAAAGACGUGUACAUAAACAGCUAAAGAAAGAUCAUGGUGUAAAUGUAAUUUAAUAACAGUGACAACGGUAACAACAGAAACAGCAACAACAGAAAAAGCUAAGGCGGCAUUAACACAUUGACAGCAAAAAAAUAAUUGAAACGAGGCUUUGCGGAAAUUUUAUAUAGGGGCAAAACGCGCGCAGGUAUGAGGAAUCUGGAUCAUGAUUUGAUUCAUAUAAGGCGCUGUUAUACGCUGUGAAAUUUUGUCAAUCACUUGUCUUAUAACGCCGUUGCGAUACAAUUUGCGCAAUAAGUUAUUUUUGGAGCAAGGUAAGCUGGCAGGCGGAAUGACUUUUCGAUUGUCUGCCAUCUUCAUGAAGAUGGCAGACAAUCGAAAAGUUACUGGAGGGAUGAUACACUUUGCAAUUGUUUUGCAUAUUGCUGCAAUGCGUUGCGAAAAGUCGAACUGAGUUCUACUUCGUUGAACAAAAGAAAAAAAGAAGAAAAAAAGUUGCGAGACGAACCCUGUUACACUUUGAAAUUCUUCAAGCAACUUGUGUCAAGCAACUUGUGUCGUAACAGUUGCUCAGAAAAUUGCACAGUUUAACAGGACCUUAUAACUCGCUCAGUGAAGUUGGAUUUCUAAAAUCUUUUUUUUUUUCCAUGAAAAAAUGAUAUCCUUCAUUAGUCAGGAAUAUAAUCAUAAAGGGUACAAAAAACUGAAUCAACGCGAUAUUUGUCAAAUAAUUAACUAAACGAAUUUAUAAUGAGCUAAUUUAACAAAAUUGUAUAAAUUAUAAAAAAAUGUUUUUUAAAAAACCCUGUAUUAUCAAAAGAUGAUAUAAAUGAAUAAAUUAAGUACACGGAAAAGAAGAA
Molecule: messenger RNA, 4433 nt
Organism: Exaiptasia diaphana
Lineage: Eukaryota; Metazoa; Cnidaria; Anthozoa; Actiniaria; Aiptasiidae
Exons: 14
Coding region: 111-3629 (1172 amino acids)
Biological process (GO): vesicle-mediated transport
Source: RefSeq, a predicted model, not a curated record